Messenger RNA from Pocillopora meandrina, 3434 nucleotides. NCBI's taxonomy places the organism in Eukaryota, Metazoa, Cnidaria, Anthozoa, Scleractinia, Pocilloporidae. The record is from the annotation of a GenBank genome assembly.
CAUGUAUGUCAAUGUCAUGUUGGAUAUACUGGAAAUGGACAAAACUGCACUGGUGAAUUUAAUUUCUUCUCUACAAUAUUUUUAAUUGUCCUGUAUGGAUUCCGGCUACGGCGCUGCACCAUUCAGCUGCGUUCCAAGACAAUUAGAUAAUUUAUUACUCAUUACUGGUUUUGAUUUAAGCAGUCGUUUCUCGUGUUAAGAACCUCUUAGGUAAUGUCCCUGACUUUUAAAUGAACAAUUUUGGUAAGUAAUGCACUGUUAUUCUGCUUUUAAUGGACUCUAAACAAGUUAUUGACAAAGUCAUGAAAAUAAAAUCGCUCGUUUGGCUCUGAACCCUGUGCACAUGAUAGAUAUGUACGUGACUUUCCAUGGCGCUACGUUUUCGCUGAUAUAUUUGAAAGAAAAAAGUUGAAAAUUGUUAUCAUCAAGUUUUAUAAAAUAGUCAAGAUACUAUGAGCGCACUGAUUGGUCAAAAUUAAUUGUUAUAGGGGGGAAGUUUCUAUAGAAACUUUGGUGCCGCGUCGGUGGGAGAGUAUAGCAGGUAAUUUAGUUAACAACUGAGUUCAAAAUAUAAAUUGGCCACCGUAAAGAGUAACAAGUGCUAAUCAGCCUUUUUACUCUUUACGGUGGCCAAUUUACGUUUUCAACCCAGUUGUGGGCACUAAAUUACCAACUUUUGAUUAUGUUUUAAAUGAUUUAAAAACCUUACACAAACUUUAAUGUGAUACAGACAUGACAUUCUCCGUGGAUCUUAAAAACCCUAAAAGAAUCUCUAACCUUCCAAGAUUCCUUUAUAAAAAGAGCAGUUAUGAUCAAUCAAACUUAUUUGACUUACGCAAGCCAAUUGGCCUUAUGAUUACAAAUAAUUGGAUGAUGCUAGUAGGCAGAGAGUUAUUACACACUCCUGGGAAAUAAUUGGGUACUAGCGAAUACUUCUGGGCUGGUAUCGUUGUGUGGGAGCUGAGGAUCAAAAAUGUAUUUAACGCAUUUGGUAGCAUCCAGUUGAGCCGGUGAAAACAACUCAGGCUUUGGUGGGCGAUUAAAGCAAGAGGAAAUGUAAUUCUUCAUAAAGCUAUCAUUUCAUUUUAGUUCCUUUGUGCAUCAUCAUUCUCUAACCCAAAUACAUCAAAAACCUGGGUGACGCUAAUAGCUAAUUUCUAAGCUUAUGCUCGGCAACUUCUUCCCAAUUGUAUUUUUUAAAAUAUAUUAUUUUUUAUGUUUAUCAUUUUACAGAUGUUAACGAGUGUAAAGGAAAUCACUCUUGUCACGUGAAUGCUAUAUGCAUGAACACCAAAGGAUCUUAUGUUUGUACUUGUCACCCCGGAUAUACUGGAAAUGGAAACGACUGCACAGGUACUUGAUGUAUUUCUUUUGAAACCAUUUCCAUCAGAAAGAAAAGCACUAUCAUAUUUACGAGACUUGUUUUACCAGCAUACCUUGUAUUGACCCUUUCACUCCUAACAUCUCAUUAGUAAUUCUGCUUACUGUCUGCCACACAAUUCUUACGAUGUCAAUUCUAAGAAUUUGGUAUUGAAUCAACUGAUAAUCCCCGAGCUGAUAUUUUCCCUUAUUUUCGUCAUUUGUCUGUUUGAUAUUGUAAUGAUUUGGUAAGUAGAAAUUAUUUCUUGGUCAUUACUGGGAGGAAGGUGGUUAAGUAAACAUUUAGUGCAUGGUAAAAAAUCUCCACUGGUAAAGGGAGACUUGAUAGACAGGCUUACAGGACAGAACAACGGAUUUGAACUUGGGGGAACGGAGAUAAAAAUAUGGUGAGUGGUAAUGUGAAGUGUUUGCGUCUGGAACUACAAGACAACAAGACUAGGGUUUCUUACGUUAUGCUCGGAGACUUUUUUACAAUUACAGUUUUUUGUUUUUUUUUUAAGUUAUGUUUACGAUUUUACAGAUAUUAACGAGUGCAAAGGAAAUCACUCUUGUCACGUGAAUGCUACAUGCAUGAACAUCCUUGGAUCACAUGUUUGUCAAUGUCAUGCUGGAUAUACUGGAAAUGGACAAAACUGCACAGGUGAAUUUAAUUUCUUCGCUACAAUAUUUUUAAUAGUCCUGUAUGCCUUCCGGCUACAGCGCCGCACCAUUUAGCCGCGUUGCAAGACAAUUAGGUAAUUUAUUACUCAUUACUGGUUUUGAUUUAGGCAGCCAUUUCUCAUGUUAAGAACCUCUUAGGUAAUGUCCCUGACUUUUAAAUGAACAAUUUUGGUGACUGAGGCGUUGUUCUGCUUUGACAUUAACCUUAUCACAAUGACUGACAGGAGCAUGAAAAUAAAAUCGCUCGUUUGGCUCUGAACCCUGUGCACAGGAUGGAUAUGUCAAUGAUUUUCCAAGGCCCUACGUUUUCGUUGACACUCAAGAUAUAUUUGAGUGAAAAAGUUGAAAAUUAUUAUCAUCAAGUUUUAUAAAAUAGUCAAGAUACUACGAGCGCCCUGAUUGGUUAAAAAACAAUCGUUGAUUGCACCGGUAAACCUGUGGAAAAUUGAAGUUUAUAUAUGUUAUUAAAGUAACAGACCGCACUUUCUAUCGGUUUACCAGCGUAGUAAACGUCUUCAGAUGUUGGGAAACCAUUCGAAAAAAAAGUAGAUCAAUCGCCUUCAGCUCGUUCUCACAAAAUCCAGCGUGGAUUAUAUCGCCAGGAAACUGAGAGCAAGAGCGAUAAAUAAAGGGUCUACAAGAACUGCGGUGCUGCGUCGGUGGGAGAGUGCAACAGGGUAAUAUAGCAUUAUCAACUGAGUUGAUGAGGUAAAUUGGCCACCGUAAAGAGUGUUACAGCGAAUGCUCGAAACGUCAGCUUUGAAACUCUUUACAGAGGCCAAUUUGCAUUAUCAACUCAGUUGAUAAGGUAAGAAAAAUAAUGGGGAAGGAAAAAAAAUCGAAAAGAAAUGGUAGGUUGAGUCCUGAAGGGAUUGUAUAUUUUUCUCUGACCUUAUCUGACCCUUUUCAUAGAACGAAAGGAAACCUUUAGGAGGCAGAGAGAAAUUACACACUCUCAAAACCUGGGUGAUGCCAAUAUUAAGAGUAGUUACGCUACACCGUAAUUUGGUCCAGUGUUUUGUGACGACCUAUCCCCCAAGGGAUGGUACGUUUUGUGGGAGCAGCAGGAACAAGCCAGUUGUUUCAGAGCCGAUAGCUUGAUAAACUGAAAUACUCGUGAUAAAAUAUACGUUUCAAAUAUCUAAUUCGUGGAACACAAAAAGAGAAAAAAUUGUUUUGUUAUGUAUGAUUAUCAAAGUAAUCACUCGACUGAGAGUCCGCUCAUUUUUAAAGUGACAAACAUGAUGAAGUGCAAAUAUAUAUAUGGUUUCUCAGAUAUUGACGAAUGUAAAGGAAAUCACUCUUGUCACGUGAAUGCUGCCUGCACGAACACCAACGGAUCCUAUCUUUGUGAAUGCCACCCUGGAUUUAAUGGAAAUGGUCAAAACUGCGCA